AGUGCAGAGCUGACGAGAUGAGGGAGCGGAAGUCUUUGAGAGGAAUGUGAGAAAAGAGGAAGAAAGAGAGAGAAGAAAAAAAGAGGGUUUUGCGCUUGGAUUAAAUUCUGAUUCCACGUCCUACGCGUAAUGAUGUUUUUGACAGUGGGGAUAGUUUUGAUGCAACGGACAGUUACGCUUUAAACAUGACUUUAUCCGCAGGACUGGAAAUUCCAGGCUGGUUCAGGAUUUUGCUUUUCCUCUGUGCAUGGGGAGUCACAUUAACAGAUACUGCUAUUCCUUUUCAAGAACUGUAUUUCAAUGUGGAACCUGUUGACGUCGUUGCUGUCCGCGAUGGACCUGUCCUCCUGAAUUGCUCUGCCAGCGGGCCUUCGCCUCCCAUCUACGACUGGAGGAGGGACGGAUCACCUGUUCACGUCGUUGGAGACACUAGAAGGUCAAUACUGUCCAAUGGCUCUCUUUUCAUCAAGCAGGUGCACCACACGCGAAAUGAACGGCCGGACGAAGGAAUGUACCAGUGUGUGGCGACAGUCAAAGAAAUCGGCACAAUUGUCAGCAAGCCAGCAAUGUUGCAAGUUGCAAACUUGCCAAGGUUCGACGAACAGCCCCAAGACGUGACGGUUUACCCCGGACAGACGGCUUAUUUUCCGUGUUCGAUUCAGGGACACCCCUCUGCUGUUAUCAAGUGGCUUAAAGACGACAGACUUCUGCGACUGGAAAAAGAUCGAAUUACCCUCUUGCCUAGCGGUGCCUUGGAAAUCACGCGAGUUCAGACUUCGGACAGUGGCAUUUACAAGUGCAACGCGUCUAAUGUCGAAAGACACAGGAUCAGUGCAACCGGGACGCUUACUGUCAGCUUAGAUUACGCCGAAGCCAACAAACUUUCCUCCCCACAAUUCAUCGCUUCGCCCCGAAGUUCCUUCGUUGUAGAAGGAACUAGUAUCACACUGGACUGCGCAGCAAAUGGUAAUCCUGUUCCCAAAAUCACUUGGCUCAAAGAUGGCGCCACGAUCGAUUUGCAGGAAGGAUCAGACGGCCGCCAUCACAUAAUUGGCAGUGGAAGUUUGAAAAUCGAUCCAGUACGAGAAGGAGACGAUGGGACGUACAUGUGUAGGGCAGAGAACCAUGUGGAUUCUUUGGACACCAGUACUGAACUAGAAAUUCAAAUCCCUCCCAGAUUUACUAAAAAACCCCAAUCCAGAUAUUCUUAUGAAAAAGAAGAUGUUGAUUUAGAAUGUGAAGUCUAUGGAAAACCCGAACCUAAAGUUCAUUGGCUGAAGAAUGGUGAUGUCAUCGUACAAAGCGAAUACUUCAAGCUCGUGAAUGGGUAUAAUUUAAGAAUACUUGGUCUGGUGAGGUCGGAUGCUGGCGUAUAUCAAUGUUUUGCUACAAACCCUGCCGGUUCUGAACAAUCAACAGCUCAACUUUUGUUACUUCAACCAGCCACCCCUUCUCCUAAGCCCAACUCAUCCACAGGUGAUCAGCCACACAGCAAAGAUGUCCCUACUGCUCCAAGAGACGCAACAGCUGUAAUAGUGUCCACGAGGUUCAUUACUUUGUCUUGGAUGCAGCCCCUCAAAUCAAAUGGAGAAAUAUUUGCUUAUUCUGUCUAUUAUAAGGAGUCCACUUCAACCAGAGAACGUGUUUUAAACACCACAAGACCAAGGCUGGAGGAAGUGAGUAUCCAAGGACUGCAGCCCUCCACAAAAUACCAUUUCCGAGUUGUAGCAUACAAUGAGCAUGGCCCUGGAGAAAGCUCUGAAGAAAUUGUGGUGGAGACACAAGGAGAAGUUCAUGUUCCUGGAGCACCAAAAAAUGUGAAGGCUGUGGCUCAUUCUCCCACUUCAAUUCACAUUUCAUGGGACCCACCAGAAUCUCCAGUGGAACCUGUUCAGAAAUACAAGCUUUUUUACAUGGAAGAAGGAACGUCAGAAGAAAGAGAAGUGUCCACAACAGAAAAUAGUCAUACUUUGAGAGGUUUAAGAAAGUUCACAGAUUACAACUUUUGGGUUGUAGCAAUCAACGCAAAUGGGGCCGGAAUGAACUCCGAUGAUGUGGUAGCAAAGACAUUGUCUGACAUUCCAAGUGAUCCUCCACAAAAUGUUACCAUAGAAGCUGCAAGUUCAAGUAGUGUCAUCGUACGAUGGGAAGCACCACCAAAAGAAAGUCAGAAUGGGAUAAUCAUGGGCUACAAAAUUCGUUACAAACUGAAAGGUAGUCGUAGAGGAGAUACUGUCACUACGGAUGGUAACAGAAGACUGUAUGCUCUUACAGGUUUGGACAAAGGUGCCCAGUAUAACAUCAAAAUAUCAGCUCUAACAAUUAAUGGAAGUGGACCUGCUACCGACUGGAUUGUUGUAGAUACGUACCAGAAUGAUCUUGAUGAAUCCAGAGUUCCAGACAGACCAAGUUCUCUUCGAGCUCGACCGACAGCAAAUAGCAUUUACGUCAGUUGGACCCCUCCACGCAACCAAAAUAUAAUGAUUCGUGGCUAUACAAUUGGCUGGGGUAUUGGAUUUCCAGAUGUGUACACUAAAGUUCUUGAUGGAAAGCAACGUUAUUACAACAUUGAAAAUUUACAACCUUCAUCUGAAUAUGUCAUAAGCUUGCGAGCAUUCAAUCAAGUUGGUGAUGGCAUUCCCAUUUAUGAAACAGUGAAGACCUUGAUUCAAGCUCCUCCUGAGCCUUUGACACCUAUGUUACCUCCUGUUGGCCUUAAAGCUAUAGUUUUGUCUUCCUCAACAGUUGUUUUGUAUUGGACAGACAGUACUUUAUCUAGGAAUCAAUUAGUAACUGAUAGUCGCUAUUACACAGUGAGAUAUAGUACAUACACUAGUUCAAGUCCGAAAUAUCGUUACUUCAAUUCAACAGAUUUGAACUGCAUGAUUGAUGAUUUAAGGCCAAAUACUCAAUAUGAAUUCAGUGUGAAAGUUGUAAAAGGUACAAGAGAGAGUACAUGGAGCAUGAGUGUAAUAAACACUACUCAAGAAGCUGCACCAUCUUCACCACCCAGAGAUUUAACUCUCAUUCCAUCUGAGGAUGAUUCUUCUUCUGUUAGUUUGCAAUGGCAGCCACCUAAGCAGCCGAACGGACAAAUUACAGGUUAUGUAGUGUUUUAUACUACUGAUAAUACUCAACGAGACAGAGAUUGGGUAGUGGAAGGAGUAAUUGGCGACAAAUUAUCAGCAAUUAUAAGCAACCUCAUGCCAGAUACAACAUAUUAUUUUAAAAUACAAGCAAGAAAUACAAAAGGAUAUGGACCUCUAUCAUCUGAAGUAGUAUAUAAAACACCUCCAGGUUUGGCAAACAAUUUUUUGUACAUAAUCAUUGCUGCAGUCUCAGGAGGAGUUGUCGUAAUAAUCCUCAUAAUAAUAGUUUCCAUAGUUUGCAGAAAGAAACAUAAUGCUUAUUUGGCACCUGUACAGAAAAAUAGUAGAUAUGCAGGACCUAAAGCAACAGCUCGGGAGCUGAAACCUCCAGAUUUAUGGAUUCAUCAUGAUCAAAUGGAGUUAAAAGAAAAAAUUAGGCAAGGAGACCAUUCAGGAUUGCCUCGAAAUCCGCACGAAGCAGACGUUAUGAUCGACAUCAUGGAAAAAAAGAAAGGUUCUUACAUAGAUGAUAUGGCUGCAUUAGUAGAUGGAAUGUGUGAUACUAGUCCCUCCAGAGUAAAAUCAUUUUUAAUACAUCCAGAAAAUUUCACCAUACCUCCACCUCCUCCCACUUUAUCAGCGACAACUCCAGUACCCAAUGGCGGUUUAGAGUCACCAUAUGAAAUGGGAUCUAGUGGCUUGGCCAGACCAGUCUAUCCAAGGACACAGUACAACAUUCCUCAUGCCCAUGUGACAAUAGAUGCUGCGCAUCCCGGUUCAUCUUCAUCAACCCUUGCAUCCCCAUCUGCUCGCACUCAUCAUCCAUAUGAUCAAGUAACAUCUCCCACUCUCCACAUAACACUUGGUGGUGCAUCUGUGCUGGGCACAGGUCAACAUGCCACUUACUCCAGCAACACCAACACAACUGCAGAAUCCACAUCUGCAUCAGGGACUCUGAGCAAAAAACCACCAAAUCAUUCUCUUAAGUCUUUCAGUGUGCCAGCACCACCUUGCCAAAGUGCCCCAACAACACCCCAACCAAGGCAUAUAGUCAAACCUCAACAAGUUGCCAGUCCUCAGAAGAAGCUUUUAGCUACCGGUGGUCCAUCACCUGCAACGCCUUCAUCUCAACAGUCCACUCUAAAAUCUCGGCCUUCAACGAUGCCAAGACAUCAGGAUGGUGGCUGCAGUGACAGGGAGGACCUGCCUCCUUCUUACAGCACUGAAGACCUAAGUGUUGAAAUGGCCAACUUAGAGGGUUUGAUGAAAGAUUUAAAUGCCAUUACAGCAUCAGAAUUUGAAUGCUAGAAAAGCAUUUUAAAAUGACUGAUAUACUUUCAUGAAGCAAAAAACAUUUUUGUGAAGUUGCGUUGAGAUGAAUUCUAUGCAUAACUAUCUGUGCCUGUGAUUACAAUAUACUUUGAUAGUUUUUAGUCAUUUGACUGAGUGCACUAUGCAUUUAUCUCAUAAAAAAACUAAUUUUCACAAGCAAAUGUGAAAAAAAAGUGUUGAUAUUUCAUUGGUGGACAAGGGAGAGACAUGUUGUAUAAAUAUUCAUACAUCUGUAAUUUAAGAAGCUAGUACUGAAGGACUUGAAAAAAAAUACUGUGGUGCCUCUUCAAACUCAAAAAGCAUCAUGAAAAAAAUUAGUAAAGUCUCAAAAUAUAGCAAGAAAAGAAAAUAUUGUGAUAAUUAAUUAGAUAAUUUCAAGAGAUAAUUAAUAUAUGGUAAUUGUUGAAUUCAAUUGAAUUAUCCUCCAAUUAUAUACUAAUGGAAACAUUUAAUAAAGCAAAGCUGGGUACAUUGAGGUUCAAAUUACAGUGAAACCUGUGUAUAACAAUACUGUCUCUAACAAUAACCUGUCUAUAACAUUUUUUUUAAUUUUUUUUUGCCCCAGCAAAAUGUCAGCAUGAAUAAUCAAACUGUUUAUAAUGCUAACCUGUCUAUUACGAUAGUUUUUUUAGGUCCCAACAGUAUCAUUGUAGACAGGUUUUACUGUAUAUGCUUUAUUUCUCAAGAUAUUUCACAGGGGAGAUGAUUUUUAGUUAUAAUUAGUAUUCAAACUUUAAAACUGAAAAAUAUGUUUGAAAAACAGAAUUAUCCGUCAUAAAAUUAGCUAUUACGUUUAAUACAGUUUGUAAAAUUCACUGAUAGUUAAGAAUAUCUUUAAGAAAAUUCAGGGGGAGAAGUUGAGCAUGACAUUAUAUUUCAAUUUCUACAUGCUAUUGUUAAAGCAUCAUUUUCUGUUGAUACCUUGUUUGAUCAUCAUUUUUCUAUUGAUUCCAUAACAAAUUUCUAAAUAAAUUUUUGAAAGUACAAUUUAAAGAUAUUGAAAUUAUCUGUUCAUACAGUAAUUAAGUAAUGAUAUCCCUAAAGCAAUCAUGCAAAUAUUAAAUGGAAAAAAAAAAUCUGCAAACUAACACUAAUAAAUACUUUUAAUUUCAAGAAAAUAGCAAACUACAAGAACCUAAGAACAAAGACAUUCACCAAGAGUACUAAAAUAUUGUAAAUACCAAAUCUUCUGUCAUUACAAAAUAUUUCAACGAAUAUUUCAUUUUGUGUAAAAGAACUUCUUUCAUUCUUUAUCUGUGUAAGUGUGUAUAUCAUUGCUCCAUGUACAGUCAGCAUGUCUUUUCUUACAGUGGGCUUUUGUGUCAUGUCUUUCUGUACUGCAUACUUAUGUAUGUACUUCAAAUGAAAAUUAGUCUGAUUUUUAUACAAAGCAUUCAGUAUGUAUUUAUACCCAAUUAUGAGGAAAUCAUGACUUUGUAAUA
Molecule: messenger RNA, 5863 nt
Organism: Uloborus diversus
Lineage: Eukaryota; Metazoa; Arthropoda; Arachnida; Araneae; Uloboridae
Product: neogenin-like
Exons: 26
Coding region: 186-4397 (1403 amino acids)
Biological process (GO): cell-cell adhesion
Cellular component (GO): membrane
Molecular function (GO): protein binding
Source: RefSeq, a predicted model, not a curated record